AUGUUUGAAUUGAAGGAAGAAGAAGAAUACAAAGAAAUAACUGAUAUUGUUAUAAACUUUUAUUUAAAUAGAUUUUGCAUUAAAUGCGGUUAUGAAACUAAAAAAUUCAAGCGUGACCACUUUGUCAUAUGUAAUAUUUCUUUGUGUAGGUAUAGGUUUUUUUAUAUUUAA
Molecule: messenger RNA, 171 nt
Organism: Vairimorpha ceranae
Lineage: Eukaryota; Fungi; Microsporidia; Nosematidae
Exons: 1
Coding region: 1-171 (56 amino acids)
Source: RefSeq, a predicted model, not a curated record